Rhinolophus ferrumequinum (greater horseshoe bat) is the source of this 687-nucleotide messenger RNA. RefSeq names its product tRNA methyltransferase activator subunit 11-2 (gene TRMT112). Gene Ontology annotation, biological process: tRNA methylation; peptidyl-glutamine methylation; rRNA (guanine-N7)-methylation. Bases 145 to 522 code for a protein of 125 amino acids. Gene Ontology annotation, molecular function: protein heterodimerization activity. The transcript is spliced from 4 exons. Lineage: Eukaryota; Metazoa; Chordata; Mammalia; Chiroptera; Rhinolophidae. The record is from RefSeq and is a predicted model, not a curated record.
GGCGCGCACCAGAAGUUCCAGCAAGUUCGCUGCUUCCGCUCCUCCCAGCCGUCUAAUAGGAUAGAGAGCGGAGCGGCCCCGGAAGUGACGAAUAGGAGUGUCGACGUUCUUCCGGUUCCGGCCUGGCGAGAGCGCUGUGGCGACAUGAAGCUGCUUACCCACAACUUGCUGAGCUCGCAUGUGCGAGGGGUGGGACCCCGUGGCUUACCCCUGCGCCUCCAGGCCACCGAGGUCCGCAUCAACAAUGUGGAGUUCAACCCGGACUUCGUGGCGCGUAUGAUACCCAAGGUUGAGUGGGAGGUGCUUCUGGAAGCGGCUGAUCACUUGCGUCUGAUCGAGGUGCCCAAAGGGCCGAUUCAGGGGUAUGAGCAAGAUGAGACAUUCCUGAGGAAAAUGCACCACGUGCUGCUGGAGGUGGAAGUGUUGGAGGGCACCCUGCAAUGCCCGGAGUCUGGUCGUAUGUUCCCCAUCAGCCGCGGGAUCCCCAACAUGCUGCUGAGUUCCGAGGAAACAGAGACUUAAUCGAGCCAGACACCAGUUUUUCAUUCUGUGACCAUGUGUAGCUUUGUUUGUGUAUUUCCUGUUAGUUAUGUCGCGUGUAUCCCCAAUUCUUGACCCAGUGACACACCACACACAGUGUUCUUGAGCUCGAUAUAUUUUUUUCUCAUUAAAGGUUCAAAACCAAAA